This is a messenger RNA of Puntigrus tetrazona (Sumatra barb), 1756 nucleotides long. RefSeq names its product fatty acid hydroxylase domain containing 2 (gene faxdc2). Gene Ontology annotation, biological process: sterol biosynthetic process. The record is from RefSeq and is a predicted model, not a curated record. NCBI's taxonomy places the organism in Eukaryota, Metazoa, Chordata, Actinopteri, Cypriniformes, Cyprinidae. The transcript is spliced from 8 exons. Bases 87 to 1061 code for a protein of 324 amino acids. Gene Ontology annotation, molecular function: C-4 methylsterol oxidase activity; iron ion binding.
CGCGGCGGGCCAAUCACAGAGCGGCUCGUGACGCCGUAAACAGCGGGGGCGCGCGCGUCGGCUGUCAGACGCUCGAGACGCACGUCAUGGCCGGAAAGGAGAAUACGGGAGGACUUUGGGAUUCUCUGAAGAAAGCCACUUUUGUCAUCGGAUCCGGGCUUUUCUUUCUGGUCGGGUUUAGGAACUCGGUCACAUGGCACCUGCAGAGGUUCUGGGGAGCGUCGGGGGAUUUCUGGCAAACGCAGUGGACCAAACUUCACCAGGCGCUGGGAGGAAAUGAGCCGGCCUUGUUUUUUAUCGGGACCAUGCUGGUGCCCACGCUGUCCUUCUGGUUGUUUAACGGCGUCCUGAUGCUGGUGGACACCACGGGAAAGCCACACUUCAUCACGCGCUACAGGAUUCAGCCGGACAGGAACAACCCGGUGGAUGCGGAGCGGUUACGGCACGCGGUCAAGACGGUGCUCUUCAAUCAGGUGUGUCUGUCCGGCCCCGUGGUGGUGCUCACCUUCCUCCUGAUGAAGUGGAGAGGAGACCCGUGCGGCCCGGAGCUGCCCACCUUCCACUGGGUCCUGCUGGAGCUGGCCGUCUGCGGGCUGCUGGAGGAGGUCCUCUUCUACUACACACACAGGCUGGUUCAUCAUCCCUCGCUCUAUAAGAGCGUCCAUAAGGUCCAUCACGAGUGGACGGCUCCGGUCGGGGUGGUGGCGCUCUACGCUCAUCCUCUGGAGCAUGUGCUGUCUAACAUGCUCCCGGCUCUGAUGGGUCCGGUCCUGCUGGGAUCACACGUGUCCACCACCAGCCUGUGGUUCACCGUCGCUCUGCUGGUCACUACGGUGUCUCACUGUGGAUAUCACCUGCCCCUGCUGCCCUCGCCCGAGUUCCACGACUUCCACCAUCUCAAGUUUAAUCAGUGUUACGGAGUGCUGGGAGUCCUGGACCGGCUUCACGGCACGGACGAGAAGUUCCGUAGCUCUAAAGCGUACGAGCGGCACACGGUCCUGCUGGGUCUGACGCCGCUGAGCGAGAGCAUCCCUGACCAUCCCAAGAAAGCCCAGGAAUGAGCGGAAGAGAACCACAGCGAGCGUGAACACACUACGAGAUCCUCGGAGCGGACGGAUCCGGACUCUGGACCUACUGCUGAAUCAGAUUCGUCUCAGAACAUUUAUACAGAGAUCAGUCGUUUUAAUUCUUUGUUUUAACACUGAAAUGUAGUCAUGUUUUUAUGGGAAGGAACACUGUACUCUUUCUGUCCCUGAUGAUUCUUUUAUUAUUUACAUUGUCAGUAAUUCUAACGCACAUCUCAAGAUUCAUUAAAUAAGAGUUGAAGUAAAAAGUGAGUGUGUGAAUGAGUGCUUGUAGUGGAGGACAGAAGAGUUUCUGAGAGGCUGAAUGAAAACUGAGGUGUUUCGAGAUAACCGAACCGCUCUGCUUUCACUCGUCAACGUCCUUCACUUCAUCACGAGAAGAUCAGACUCAAGACAGUGCUUGAAGGAGGUCAAAUAAAAGACGUCCUCUUUCUCAAGCAGCACAGUCUCGAGGGAAACUUCUGAAGAGUUUAAUAGUUGAUUUAAAGCCAGACUCAAACAGGAAAGUUCACAUGUAUUCAUUUUAAAACGUUAUCUAUUGAUUCUACAGAUAUUUUAUGAACUAUAUAUAUAUUUUUCAAUGAAAUGCUUUAAAAUGAUUGUAAAACUAAAAUUGCUUGUGCAUAAUGGAUUAAUAAAAUCAAAAUUAAAGCAAGUCAAUUUUACAAUUA